Molecule: messenger RNA, 3489 nt
Organism: Aspergillus sclerotioniger CBS 115572
Lineage: Eukaryota; Fungi; Ascomycota; Eurotiomycetes; Eurotiales; Aspergillaceae
Product: ATP-dependent 3'-5' DNA helicase
Exons: 1
Coding region: 1-3489 (1162 amino acids)
Molecular function (GO): nucleic acid binding; ATP binding
Source: RefSeq, a predicted model, not a curated record
AUGCCCGGUCCAAAUACACAAGCGGAAUCUUCAAUUGCACCGGACCGGAAACGAGCCCAUGCUGAAUUACCACCUAAGGAUCCCGCCAUAUCCAACAGCAGCGCGUCGACAGACCCUCCGUCGCAGCCCAGCACAAGGAAACGCCGAAAAACUCCUAAAAUCCCGACAGAGACCAAGAAUACGGAAGAUGGCACCGAUGACGGGCGUAAGGUGGAAAAGACUACGAAAGGCAAACGCAAAUCGGCUCAACCGAAGCGUACCCCGUCUGCACCAUGGCCGGAGGCGUUCAAGAAAUUGUCCCGGACUCACAGAGCCUUGAACCUCGUGUAUACGUUCUGUUGCACGCGAAAGCACUUCACUACCACGUUCGACAACAUCAAGAACGCUGUACAGGUGCAGAUGCAGGGUCAAGAGUUGACGGUCGAGGAUGUCGCGCGAGUCAAGGUGCUCGUGCCGCGGGCAGUGCGUUUUGAGUAUGUGGACGAGGCGAAGUUGGAGGUCAUGACUGUUGGGGAGAAGGAGGCGAAGCAGCUCGGCUAUGGAAGGGAUAUGUUGGGCCAUGGGGGAGAAUCGGUAACAAAGACUCUUCUGUUCGAGCUUGUGGACGGGGAUCUGAAGAGGGAGGUGACGCAUCCGCAGACCGGGGAACCGACCAAACCGGUGCGGAAGAUAAAGAAUGAGGAUCUGAAGAUGCCGGUGUACAGCCAGAAGCAGAUGCUCGGACUCAUUGAGAAGCGGAACAAGAAGUUCAUGGAUGCGAUUGAUACUUUUUUGGUGCAGUGUGAAGACGAAGGGGUGAAUCCAGUUGAGAAACUGGAGACGGACAAGGAUGGUUGGAUUCCUGUACCCCCGGAUAUGGACACUGGUAUCGCUGUGUCUUCUGCGGCGCCGCAGCAGAUUCCCAAAGAGCGUAAGUCGAUGUCGCAGAUUGUGGACGAAAUCCGCGAGAUGGAUUGGUAUACGGCGCAGAUCGUGCCAGAAGGACAUCGAGUCUUUGAAGCGCAGCCUGCUGUCUAUGGGGAGCUGGCGUUCCAGCUCUCGCAGAACAUGGUCAACGCCUUGUAUAACACCAAGGGAAUCACGCAGUUCUACACCCACCAGGCAGAAGCGAUCAAUCAUCUAUACGAAGGACAUAAUGUCAUCGUUUCUACCUCUACCAGCUCCGGCAAAUCACUCAUCUACCAGGUGCCAAUGCUGCAUGAACUCGAAACAGACCCUGCAAGCCGCGGCUUGUACAUCUUCCCUACCAAGGCCCUGGCGCAGGACCAGCGCCGCAGCAUGCAGGAGCUGCUUCAGUUCAUGGAAGGCUUGCAGGGCACAAUGGUUGAGACGUUCGACGGAGACACGCCGAUGCCGAACCGGAAUGUCAUCCGUGACGAAGCGCGCAUCAUCUUCACCAACCCUGAUAUGCUGCACAUCACAAUCCUACCGCAGGAAGGCUCUUGGCGCACAUUCCUGCAGAACCUCAAGUUUGUUGUGGUCGACGAGUUGCACGUCUACAACGGUCUCUUUGGAACUCACGUCGCGCUCAUCAUGCGACGACUGCGUCGGAUCUGCGCAGCGGUAGGGAACCAUCGCGUCCGGUUCAUCUCCUGCUCGGCCACUGUGGCCAACCCGGAGCAACACAUGCAGGCGGUCUUCGGCGUCGACGACGUCAAGCUGAUCGACUUCGACGGCUCCCCAUCGGGUCGGAAGGAAUUUAUCUGCUGGAACACGCCCUUCAAAGACCCCACCGACCCAACAUCCGGGCGCGCAGACAGUGUCGCUGAAACAGCGCGACUCUUCUGCCAGCUCAUCCUCCGCGGCGCGCGUGUCAUCGCCUUUUGCCGCAUCCGCAAAAUGUGCGAAGUACUCCUGCAAGCCGUCCGGGCCGAGUUCCAAGCCCUCGACCGACACGAGAUCGGCAAACUCGUCAUGGGCUACCGCGGCGGAUACAGCCCCCAAGACCGUCGGACGAUCGAGAAGGACAUGUUCGAAGGCCGACUGAUGGGCAUCGUGGCCACCAACGCCCUCGAACUCGGGGUCGACAUCGGCUCCCUCGACGCCGUUAUCACCCUCGGCUUCCCCUUCUCAAUCUCCAACCUGCGUCAGCAAAGUGGCCGCGCCGGCCGUCGAAAUAAAGACUCGCUCUCCAUCCUCGUCGGUGACCGCUACCCAGCCGACCAGCAUUACAUGCGCAAUCCAGAGGAACUCUUCAGCAAACCCAACAGCGAGCUGCAGAUUGACCUCACCAACGACCUCAUCCUCGAAGGCCACCUCCAAUGCGCAGCCUUCGAACUACUCCUCCGCCCCGAUACCGACGCCCUCUACUUCGGCCCUCUCCUCCCCUCCCUCGCAUCCAGCCGCCUCACUCGCGAUUCCCUGGGCUUCUACCACUGCCACUCGCGCUUCCUCCCCCAUCCAUCCCGUAGCGUUUGCAUUCGCGACACUGAAGACCAGCACUUUGCCGUCAUCGACACGACCAACGCCCGUAAUAUGGUCCUCGAAGAAGUCGAAGCCUCCCGCGCCUUCUUCACCAUCUACGAAGGCGGCAUCUUCCUGCACCAAGGGCAGACCUACCUGGUUCAAGAACUCAAUCCCACCCGGCACUUUGCUCGGGUCACUCGAGUGCACGUCGACUGGCAUACUCAGCAACGCGAUUACACGGACAUCGAUCCCAUCGAAACCACGCUCAUCCGCCCGAUCCGCCAAUCCUCCCCUUAUCGGGCCUUCUUCGGCACGAUCCGCAUACACGCCGUGGUAUACGGGUUCUUCAAAGUCGACAAACGGGGCCGCAUCCUCGACGCGGUCCCCGUAACCAACAACCCACCCAUCGACAUUCUCAGCAAAGGCACCUGGCUCGACAUCCCCCCGCAAGCUCUCUCCAUCCUGCAAUCCCACAAUCUCAACAUCGCCGCCGCCAUCCACGCUGCCUCCCACGCCAUCCUCUCCCUCCUCCCCACCACCAUCAUCUCCUCCCCCGGUGACGUCCGCACCGAAUGCAAAGUCGCCAAAAAGGAACUCGGCCGGACCCUCAAACAAGCCACCUCCCACCUCCAAACUCUUAACCACGUCGAACUGAAAAAAGUCCUCAACCCACCCGCCCGCCAACGCCCCGCCCGCUUAACCUUCUACGACGCUAAAGGCGGUGCCUGCGGAAGCGGCAUCGCAGCCAAGGCCUUCGAGUUCAUAGACGUCUUAUUAGAACGGGCCGUGAAGAGAAUCGAGAGCUGUACGUGUGUAGGCUCUAGGGGUUGUUUGGAGUGUGUGUGCGAUGAACGAUGUAAGGAGAUGAAUGAGAUUAUGAGUAAAGCUGGGGCGGGGGUAGUGCUGAGAUGUUUACUUGGGUGGGAAGUUGAUGUGGAAUCUUUGCCUUGGGGAGAAGAGGUAGAGGUUCACGCUAUGGAUGGGGAGUUGAUGGGCGGGCUGGAGACUGUUAUUCCGGCUGUGGAGGUGCCAAUGCAUCAGCCUAGGGUUAGGGAUGUGGAUGGAGGUGGUUUCAGAGUUUAG